Messenger RNA from Hepatospora eriocheir, 2025 nucleotides. The record is from the annotation of a GenBank genome assembly. NCBI's taxonomy places the organism in Eukaryota, Fungi, Microsporidia, Hepatosporidae.
AUGUACGAAGAGAACAAUAUCAGAUCAAUAGAUUUAUUAUCAAAUGAAGUAGUAAAAAAUAAAGAAUACAUAGAGAGAGAAUUUACAAACUUUAUAAAUGAAUUUAAAUACCAAGAUAUUAGUUACUUUAAUCAAUUACAUAUGAACCUAACACAGGAUAAAAGAGAGUUAGUUAUAUUAUUAGAUCAUAUAAACAUGUAUGUACCAGAUCUAUUUAAUGAACUAUCUAACAAUCCACUUGAGAUAACAGAAGUAUUUGAAGAUUGUUUAGCUGAGAUGAGUAAAGAAAGUGGAGGAUUUACAAUUCAUUAUAAAAGCACACAGAACAUUGUUAAGAUAAGAGAUAUAAAUUCAUCAUUAGCUAACAGACUAAUAAAGAUACAAGGAAUAGUAAUCAGUGCAUCAAGUGUAGAAACAAAACCAAAGAAUCUAUAUUUACAGUGUAGAACAUGUUCAAAUGUAAAACUAACUAAAAGUUUUAUUCCUAGAAAUUGUGAUAAUACAGGAUGCCCAUUAGAUCCAUUUUUAGUGAUUUCAAGUAAGUGUGAUAAUGUGGAUUCACAGUAUAUAAAGUUGCAAGAAUUCUUUGAAGAUGUUCCAGUAGGAGAGACACCAAGACAUUUCUCAGUACUGCUGGAGAAAAGUUUAGUUAAUAAAGUAGCUCCUGGUAAUAGAGUUAACAUACUAGGAGUGUACAGUAUUAGAAAUCAAUCAAAUAAGAACUACUCUUAUAUAAAGGCAAUUGGUAUAGAAAAUGAUAGUAAGUCAAGAAAGACAACAUUCACAGGAGAUGAAGAAAUAUUAUUUAGAGAGUUAUCAAGAAAUAAUAUUUAUGAGAAGAUAAAGAGAAGUAUAGCACCAGGUAUUUAUGGAAGAGAUGAUGUUAAGGCAGCAAUAGCAUGUUUAUUAUUUGGAGGUACCAGAAGAAUUAAAGAUGAUGGAAUAACUUUGAGAGGUGAUAUCAAUAUUUUGAUAAUUGGAGAUCCUGGAAUGGGUAAAUCACAAAUAUUAAAGUAUGUUGAGAUGGUAUCACCAAUAUCAGUGUUUACUUCAGGAAAAGGUUCAUCAGCUGCAGGAUUAACAGCAUCAGUAGUAAAGAACAAAGACAAUGAAUUUUACUUAGAGGGUGGAGCAUUAGUAUUAGCAGAUCAAGGGGUGUGUUGUAUUGAUGAAUUUGAUAAAAUGAAUUUAUAUGAUCAGGUAGCAAUUCAUGAGGCAAUGGAACAACAAACAAUUUCAAUAGCUAAAGCUGGUAUAACAACAGUUUUAAAUACCAGGACAUCAAUAUUAGCAGCUGCUAAUCCAUCAUUUGGCAGAUAUGAUGAUUAUAAAGGAUUGUCUGAGAAUGUUGAUUUUAGUUCAACUAUUCUAUCUAGAUUUGAUUGUGUUUUUAUAUUAAAAGAUAAAAGUGAUAAAAAUGAUAAAACAUUAGCAGAACAUGUUUUAGAUUUAAACAUCAAUUCUAAUAAAAAAUUAAAAGAUGAUAAUAUUAUAGAUAUUGACACUUUGAGAAAUUAUAUUGAAUAUGCUAAAUCAAGAUGUAGACCAACACUUAGUGAGAGUGCUUUACAGAAGUUAAGUGCUUUUUAUGUAUCAGUAAGAGAACAAGUUACUACUUAUGAAAGUGAUGCUAAUUCUAGGAAUGUUGUUCCUAUAACAAUUAGACAGUUGGAAGCUUUAAUUAGAAUUUCUGAAUCUCUGGCUAAAAUGGAAUUACAAAAUAUUGUUACAGUCACUCAUGUUGAGGAGGCUAUCAGAAUAUUUCAAUCAUCUACUAUUAACGCUGUUUCUCAGGGUCAUUUUAUUGAAGGAAUGUAUAGGCCUGAUUUUUAUAGUAAAAUUAAGAACACAAUCAUUAAAAUUAAGGAAGUGAUGCCUAUUAACGUGGGUAAAACUUUUGGUGAAGUUGUUGAUUUGUUGAAAGAAAAGGAUGAGUUUUUAAUUAAGAAAUCUAUUGACUUUUUAAUCAAAAAUAAUAAGAUUAUUUCUAAAGAUCAUGGAAAAUUAUUAAUUAGAACUCCUUAA